GGCGCCCGUCUGAAGCUCGGCGGAGGAGGCGCGGCGGUCCCUUCCUGCUGCCGCCCGGCAUGGAGGCGGCCGGCCUGGAGUGGCUGCUGGGCCCGAUGCAGCAGCUGGUGUCGUGGGGCGCGGCGGGGGCCAUGGUGUUCGGCGGCGUGGUUCCCUACGUGCCCCAGUACCGCGACAUCAGACGGACGCAGAACGCCGAGGGCUUCUCCACCUACGUGUGCUUGGUGCUGCUGGUGGCGAACAUCCUGCGGAUACUGUUCUGGAUGGAAGAAGCACUGGGAAAACCAGAAGGAAGACUGGCCUAAGUGCCCCCCCAGUUUUGACACUGGCACGGAUGUGAAACGUGACUUUGCUAUGCCACGCUUCUCCAAAUGCAAUCCAACUGAACUGGAGCGAGCAGGGAGUUCCCUGCAAACCAGGCCUCUAAGCACUGCUAAGUACCGUAGCGAGUACCAUGGGCAGCUGAAAAGCUGCUGUCUCGCUCAGGCGCGUGUGGCAGGAGCAAGCAUACUCACAUUGGAAAGACAGUAACACGUCCGGAAGUUGUUUGGGAAGCUACGCAGUCAUUGCGUGAGAUGACCGAUUUGCUCAUUUCUGGCAUCUGCAAUCAGAACGGAGACAGACGAUGGGAGAUGGGGACAAUGGGAAUGGCUGGCAGCUCCAAUCUGUCUUAGCCCAACACAACGCAAGCUGCCAAAGGGAGGGGUUCGGGCCUCAGCAAGCCUUGCUGUGCCUGUGUCUCUGCUCCAUGCUCUGAGUUGGGACUGAGCAGUGACACUCACCGCUCCUCUGGUCUCUUGACAAAAAGCAAGGCCUUUUGAGGUUGCAUAUCCUGGCACAGAGCCGCGCCCCCUCGUGUAAGGGAAGAGCUCUACAGAGCCUGCUUUCCUGCAGACCACCAGGAGCCCAGGUGGCUGAAGAAGCAUGGCAGGCCAGGAGAAAGCAGUCCCCUAGUCCCCGGAAGGCAUUUCAGAAGAAUCAGAGGUAGUGCUGGGAAAAUGCAAAACCUACCCCAAGAAGAGCCUGCAACAUGCCAGCAGUCCCGUUGAGCUUCUCCAGGAAGUCCUCAUAGAAUUUCAUUUGGACCCGUUUUCCUUCAAUCAGCAGCAUGCCAACGUCUCUCCAAAUGAAAGCAACGUUCCGCCUCUUCUCUAUGCAGGCGCUGAAAAGGCACACGGUCCUUUCCACGCAAAGCUGCGCCGCGUCUGCAGAGAUGCCAUUUUCUGAGGCUAUCUGAGCAUACGGAAGUUGCUGAUACUGGUCAUGUCCUGGCGAAAGAAGAGGAGAGGAACGUGAGCACUUGGAGAGCCACUGAGUGGGCUACAAUCAAAAGUCAGCAGCUUCCAGCCCCACAGGCAAUACGCUACUCUUGAGAUUUUGAAGUGGCACCAUUGGUAUGUCUCUGAGGAGACGCUGAGACACGGAGCCAAUGAGACCGGAAUGAAACCCAUUGUUGAAGCAGGUGAAAGAGAGUGUGCUGUUACACUGUAUUACCAUCUAUAAUGACAGUCUGGCACCCUUUCCCCACUCUGGUGCCAGGGAAGCACCUCUGUCAGACUUCACUCUUCCUACCUGCAACAUCUAUGGAGUCAUACUGGAGGUCAUGGUCCUGCGCAAGAGCCUUUGCCAGGUGAAACAGGGGUCUCUCAACAGUAACCAGACCCUUCUGGCUGACUACGCGCUCUCUGACAACCAUGAAAGUCCCCAGUCCAGGAAUGUGCACAGCCUGAAAGAGAAGAAAGGGUGGAUCAGAAGAAGUUUUGCAGGGGAUGUCAGAAGACUAUUUCCCUCUCACCCCUCCUGCCUGUGAAGAACCAGAGAGUGCAGUCUUUUGGCUCAUAAAGAGACAAACGGGGUUCCCAAGCUGGCAGUCACCCCUAGGCAAUCCACUUUAGUCAUUCAACUCUGCCAGCAGAGGACUCAGGCAGGCCCAGAAAAUGUCCAGCCCUUCUUCCAUCAUUAGGCCUGGACCUCCUGGCAUGUCAGAACUGACAGAGGAGCUAGCCUGUGGCCCAUUUUGCAUUGCAGAGUCCUUCUGGGGCAUGAUUCCUGCUUCCACAGAGGGGAAGAAUAUCUGCGUUCCGUGGCAAAUGGGCUCUCGCGGCUAAAUCAACCGUGAGAGGGAGGAAAGGAGAGGGAGGCAAGUCCCACCUGGUAGAAAGCCAGCUGUUGACUGAGAUAAUAGGAUGCACUGGACCAAAACUUAGCGAGCUCUGGAAAACAAAAGAAGAGACAUGUCAUGCUCCCAGGAGGCCACCUCAAAACAGUUCAGCACCCUGAAUUCCUGCCAAAGGAGUGAUGCGUUUCUGAGACAAGCAGUUCAGUUCCACUGGCGGCUCCUGCUUGGAGAUCCCUGGGAAGGCAGGGGCCAGGUCGGGAACAGAACCCAGGAGUCACGCCUGCCCAAGCGCUCCUUCGGCCCCUUGGGUGCUAAGGUAGCUGCCUUCUUGCAGCAACCUGCCCUGCUCAGCCAUGCCCGCCUUCCUCCUUCAGGGCUUCCACACCUGUUUUCAGACAUGUCACUGGGCCCGACAGCACGUGUGAAAUUGGGCCUGAGGGCCUUACCAGAAUUUCUGAGCUUCUCAACAGUUGGAGGUGAGCGAGGUCCCGAGAAGAGGGAUUUUGCCAUCUUGCUUCCCCCCUUGCUGCAGGUCAACAACUGUAGCAGGUUUGGAAGGCGUUUUGAAUCUCCUCUUUUGUGGCAAAGCAUUAUCAUGAUCAUUACUAUGUUACUGAUGCUGAAACUGUGCACUGAAGUACGUGUGUCCAACGACCUAAACAUAAAACGCCGCUCUUUUUCAGCUGCAGAUAGUAAGGAUGAAGAAAUAAAAGCACCUCCCAAGAGAUCUUACCUGGAUUUUGACUUGAACUAUUUUUGGCAUUGGAGCAAGUUUACGGACUACGUGCAGUGUGUCCUGACCUUCACUGGUGUCACCGGUUACAUCACUUAUCUCUGGCUUGAUUCAUCUCUCUUUGUGGAAACCUUGGGCUUCCUUGCAGUUUUCACAGAGGCUAUGUUAGGCGUUCCUCAACUCUACCGUAACUACCAGAAUAGGUCCACAGAAGGAAUGAGUGUCAAGAUGGUGCUGAUGUGGACCAGUGGGGACACUUUCAAGACUGUUUACUUCAUCUUGAAUAAGGCCCCGUUACAGUUCUCCAUCUGUGGACUCCUGCAGGUUUUUGUGGACAUGGCUAUCCUGCUGCAGGUUUACUUGUACAGCUCCUACCCUCAGAAGCCCACAUCCCACACCACACACCCUGCCAGCACCAAGGCUCUGUGAGAUGUGCAGCAGAGUGGGCUGCAGGCCCGUGGCACUUGACAGUCAGCCAUGCACCUCCUCUUCCACUUCUAAGUACUCCUGCAUUGCUGAGUUGAAGCAGAAAUGAGAACAAGAAAAUCUGGCUGCGCUUCCAGCUCUGGAGGUUUUAUUUGAAAUAACUUGCUCUCUCUGUUCUCAGACUUUGCUGUACAGAACCGUUUCCUGGUGGGAGGGGGGCACUUUAUUUUUGCAUAUGUACCUAUGAGCCUUAUCAGUUCACAUAUGUUUGUAUUUAAUCACAAGGGCUAGAUGUUCUGUUUAUAAUGCUAUUUAAAAAAUGUUACACCACAGAAAUUAUAGGAUAUUUUGUCUGAAACCUUCACCUAUUUAUAUAAUAUAAAGUCUGUAUAUUGGUAGGAAGGUUGUGGCAUAUGUUAGCAUUCAGUAUCUCCACGAUGUAGGAAGAAGUGUUGAAGAGCAAAUGCAGGAGCUUUCUCUUUUUUUUUUUUUUCUUGAAGAAGGGCGUCUAGUAAGCAAAGAGGGGUAGAGAGAGAGGCCCUGCAAAGAGGUGAGCAGCUGAAAAAGCUGUCACAUACAGCGUCAGCCUGCAGAAGAGUGAGUGGUAGACACUGAUGCCUGCUCAGCGUGGCAGACACAUACAUCAGGGUGAGGAAUGGGGUCUGCAUAUGGGUGAUGCUGCACCACGUGUAAAGCAGGCACAGCCAGUCGAGUGGUCAGCCAUCAGGAGAUGUGAACAGGAGACUGCAGGAGGGGCUGUAACUCAUUUUUUGUGUUGAUGCAGCAAGAUUUGCUGACAGGCUGUGCCGUGCUCAGAGUGCAGCACUGUCACAAGCCCAGAGGCCAGUAGAUGUGCAUUGCCAGUAUUGGUUCUAGUUGGCAAAUGAGAGCCACCAAGCGUCUCCACUUUCAUUGCAUCAGAGCAGGCAGUGAAAAAGUCUGAAAGAGUCCUAUUCCUAUGGACUUCAGUGGAAUAGGACUUGUAUCCGACCACUUGAUUUGUGGAGGCCGAAAUUCGCGUUUGUGCUGCUCAAUGCCAAACAAGAACCAGUUUGUAUGUUCAGGUGUUUCUGGCAUUGACCCAGCAUAGAAGGGGUCCACAUUUUCCUUUUUCUGUUUCUUAAGAUCUUCCAAGCUCUGAGGGGAACCAACACUUAGAAAGAGGGAACGGGGAGGAGGGUUUAUUUAUAGAUGUAGUUGUUGCCUGUGCUGGCUGUUUGCCAACAUAGGUCACCAUGCCCUUCCUGAGCACUGCAUGUGUCUGGAAGCUGUGGGCGCUGCGUGACCCGCAGGGAACUGUGGCCAAGCCCCUGUGCUUCUGCCUCUUGCUGUAAGGAAACUGCUGCUGUUGGUGUGAGGCAGCUGCAGUGAGACCCCAGCCCAGCUGAGCUUUACCUUCCUCCCAGCGAGACCCCCUCUCUGCUGCUAGUGAGCCCUGGGUGAGUGCAGGCGUGGCAAGAGGGAGGGGCCAGAUUCUUCAAAAUAGUUUUGUUUUUUUCCCCCCAAGAUUAGCAUAAGAGCUUAUGUUUUCUUAUCAAUCGCACCAAGUCUGAGAUUUAAUACCUUCAGUAUAUAAAUCAGGUACUUUCCCUACACUGUUUUAUUUGAGACUCUCGUGACCUGAGUCUGGACUGUCUUCGGGGGUGGCAAGCCAUCCUCUGUGGGGCAGCAGCACCAGGCUGCAGCAGUAGCUGUGUGACACUGGGUUGGAAAUGCCCAUGGUGAGGCAGGGAACAGUGAGCCAACCCUGCAGGCAGUGCCGCUUGGCAGACCCGUGCCCCUCUCGCUCCCAGCAGCCCUGGCUGAUGUCAGGGCUCCUGAGGCAUGUGCCAUUUUGGCAUGGACACACUGCUGGCAGAGAGCGGAGGUCAUGCUUGGAGGCUGAGCCACCCUUCCUUCAGUGGGGCGCUGCUGGAUGGGGAAGGAAAGGGGCUCCCUUAGGAACCUGCUAUCCAAUAGGUCUGGCUGAGCAGAGCUGUUUCGAGGGCUGGGCCCAGCUGCUUUGCCUGGGUGCUGCCUCCACACUCCCUGCUUCACACCCUACUCUUUUAGGCCUGAAGUGACCUUACAAUGACAAUGUACCCUGGCAUGGCAGACUAUGAAUGUUUUGUUCCUCCUUUUUUCUCCAGUGUUCUGAUUGCAUUUAAAGAACAGCUUGGCUUUUGUCUUUUUUAAUCAAAAACAUAAUUAACAACUGGCAUCUCUGAUAUGCUGCUUUAAUGAGGAUUGUAUUUCUACUGUAUGCAAAUGAAUGCUUUCCUGUGUGUUUUAAUGGUCUGGGUUUGGGGUUUUUUUAAAAAAAAACUUGUAAUGAUAAAAUUUUUUUGUAUAUGGUAGUCUUUUUCUAAUCUAUGAAACGGGGAUAUCAGAAAUACAUUGGUGUUAAGAAAAAUGGUUCUGUAUGUGAUAGCUUCACUUGGGAGUGCACACUUUUGGCCACCUCUCUGAAUUUGAACUGUAAGCAUUACUGAUAAAAUAACUUGUUCUUUUCUUAUGGGACUCCUCCCUGGGCAGAUUCUUGAGUCUGUCAUCAGUACCCAGACCAGUCUCAUUCACAGCAGAGCUGCAAAUACUGGAAGAGAAGCCAGUGAAAACACAUCUAUCUUCUGUAUGUGGCAUUGAAUAAGGUAAGACUCUUGUCCAGGAACUCCUGAAUAUCACUUUGCAAGAUACUUCACAGAGAAAUUGUUACAGAACUUUGUUCUUUAUUUGCCAGGAAGUAUCUGUAUCAAUGAUCACCUCAGAGAUUAAGAAAUGAAUCACUUUAAAUGCAUCUCUUUGAAUUUCACGGAGUUUGUUUUCUCUGUCAGUUGCGAUGUUUUUUAAAAUAAAAGUUAUCUAUUACACAUAAA
This is a messenger RNA of Gallus gallus (chicken), 6130 nucleotides long. RefSeq names its product PQ loop repeat containing 1 (gene PQLC1). NCBI's taxonomy places the organism in Eukaryota, Metazoa, Chordata, Aves, Galliformes, Phasianidae. Gene Ontology annotation, cellular component: trans-Golgi network; endosome. Gene Ontology annotation, biological process: phospholipid translocation; retrograde transport, endosome to Golgi. The record is from RefSeq and is a predicted model, not a curated record. Bases 2235 to 3281 code for a protein of 348 amino acids. The transcript is spliced from 6 exons.